Molecule: messenger RNA, 891 nt
Organism: Arachis duranensis
Lineage: Eukaryota; Viridiplantae; Streptophyta; Magnoliopsida; Fabales; Fabaceae
Exons: 2
Coding region: 1-891 (296 amino acids)
Source: RefSeq, a predicted model, not a curated record
AUGGACGCCACCCCAUUCCAUCGUUCUAUCCUCGAGGUCCGGUUGCCAAAGCACUUUGACAAACCAAUGGGCAUGAGGUAUGACGAGACACAAGACCCACAGGAGCACCUCACGGCCUUUGAGGCCCGAAUGAACCUCGAGGGAGUAGGAGACGAAGUAAGGUGUCGCGCUUUUCCAGUUACCCUGGCAGGCCCUAUGAUACGGUGGUUCAAUAGCCUCCCACAGGGGUCCGUGGCAGGUUUUUCGGAUAUCAGCCGCGCCUUCUUAGCCCAAUUCACCACCAGAAUCGCCAAGGCCAAACACCCGAUUAAUCUGCUCGGCGUCACUCAGAAAGCCGACGAGACGACCAGAAAGUACCUAGAUCGCUUCAAUGAUGAAUGCUUGGAAAUCGAGGGGUUAACAGUUUCGGUGGUGAGUCUCUGCCUGACGAACGGACUUCUCAACGAGGACUUCAGAAAACAUCUCACCACAAAGCCAGUUUGGACGAUGCAAGAGAUCCAAACGGUAGCCCGCGAAUAUGUUAAUGAUGAGGAAGUCAGCCGAGUAGUGGCUGCCAACAAGCGGCAACCCUCCUAUACUCACCCCAGGCAACAUGUCUACCAGCAGAUAGCUGAGAAGGGAAUCUUGUCGAAGCACCGUCCAUUGAAAAACCGGACUGGCGGUAACAAGAGCCUUUACUGCGAUUACCAUAAGGGCUACAGACACAAAACGCAGGACUAUUUCGACCUAAAAGAUGCGCUCGAACAAGCGAUUAGGGAUGGGAAACUAGCUGAUUUCUCUCACCUCAUCAGAGAACCGAGGAGACGGGGUCUCAACCAAGAUGGGGAAGACAAGUCCCGAACGGCGAAGCGACGACAAGAGCCAAGGGACGAGGACCACGGCUCACCGUAG